This is a messenger RNA of Saccostrea cuccullata (small rock oyster), 2795 nucleotides long. RefSeq names its product hemicentin-1-like. The record is from RefSeq and is a predicted model, not a curated record. NCBI's taxonomy places the organism in Eukaryota, Metazoa, Mollusca, Bivalvia, Ostreida, Ostreidae. The transcript is spliced from 20 exons. The coding region runs from base 174 to 2795 and encodes 873 amino acids.
UUGUCUAAAUGUAAGUAUGUUGGAUUCUACCUAACUCCACCUAGAUCUUUUUCGGUGAAGAUUUUUAUUGCAUCCAGAAGGACAGCCUUAAAUUCUAUGUUAAGUAACGUGUACGAAAAAAGAUUUUUUCUGAAAUUGUUAACACAGAAGUCAAGACUUACAGAAGUAGGAAAAUGAAGAAACUUCUUACAGUUUUCCUGUUUAUUCUGUUUUCUGUUUCCACUGUAAAAACUUGUGAUGGGGUUGAGGAAAUUAUCCUUCAACCUUAUUUGGGGAGAAAAGUGACCUACCCAGACGAUUACCCGGUGAAAACAGGAUAUGAAGCAGGCAAGAACUGUUCCUGGAAAAUUUCUGCACCGAAUGGAUAUUUUGUUGCGGUUCAUCCGAAAUGGGUGUGUGACGCUGAUGUAACUCUCGGUCUAUAUUAUGGUGCGACAACCUCAGCACAAAAAGACGGAUGUGUCUUUUGUCCCAAAACUAACGGAUACUGUAGCGACAUUAUACAAACUAGGUCGUCAGAGGCCCUCCUCUCCAUGUUGACAGUUUCUCCCCAUAGUGGAGGCGGAUUCCAGUUUCGUUUUAUGGCUGUGGAAAGGAAAACAACUUCUGCUUGCGUGAGUAGUGGUACAAGGCUGUUGGCGGAGAAGACACCAAAAUUUAUCAUGUCCCCUAAAUUCCCAUCUAAUUAUGAUAGUGAUUUAAAUUGUCUAUGGACUGUGGAACCAGCAGUUGUAGAGAGAGAUACCCAUUUAGUAUUUGAGUUUCGGUCCCAAUAUCUGGAGAUGGGGUUUGAUAGCUGCACUGAUUUUGUGAAGAUAAAUGGUCUGAAUGAAUUUUGUGAGCAGGGAGAAGACACCAUAUUGCAGUCUUCUUCUCCUAUUCAAUUGACUGGCGUAACAGCGAACGUGCGUUUCACAUCUGACUUUGGCUAUUCUGGUAGCGGAUUUGUCUUGGCCUUUUACAUUGAAAAGAAGGAAACGCCGUGGUCUUGUCAGCAUGGAGGGACUUUCAUUAACUCAACAUGUGUAUGUUCCCGUGGUUAUAAAGGGAGAAGCUGUGAAAACGAAUCUUUAGAAAUUCUGUACUUCAGAAGUAGCAAGUCAGUAUUCCGUGAAGAAAAUGAAGUAUUGUUUGAAUCGGAGAUAACAGACAACUCAAACUUUACUGUCCAAUGGUCUCGCAAUGGAGUUAUAAUAAGUGGUAUUUCGUCAAGAUACUCAAUAAGUUCUUCUGCAAAGGCCAAUGGUACAUUUCUACAUCAGCUAUGGAUAUCAAGUGUUUAUGAAAGGGAGGAAGGAAAUUGGAGCAUAAUGGCCUCCAACGGGGUGACAAUGGUGAACAGGAGUACCAUCAUACGAGUGCUCCCAAAACUUGUGCUGCAGAUGAUACCACAGUACAAUCUCUCAAUUGAAACUAAAGAAAACCUCACCCUUGAAUGUGUUGUGGUGAACCCCGAAUCCCUGAUUAAUUUGACGGAUGGAAGUCUUAUCUGGGUAAAAGAUGGGAAGCCUUUUUUGACAGGUUCUGGAUUCACAAUAAGUACAACACAAAAUUCGACAAUUUUAAAUAAAGCAUCACCAGAGAUAAAAGAUUCUGGAAGUUAUUCUUGUUUACAUUCCACCUACCCUGACCCAUUAGAUGUUUCCAUUUACGUUAACAUCACAGGACCAGAAUCUGUGGAGAUACUAUUCUUCAGAAUUAGUGAUUCAUUAUCACGAGAGGGGAAAUCAGUUUGGCUUGAAACAGAAAUAUAUGACAUAAGCGACCUAAGUAUCCAGUGGUUUCACAAUGGGAACUUGAUAACCAACUCUUCAUUGAGAUAUGAAAUAAAAUCAUAUACAACCGAAAAUGGUACAUUAUGCAAUGUGCUCAACAUACCAAAUGCUCUACAACAGGAUGAAGGAGAUUGGAAUAUCACAGCAUCAAAUGGUAAAACAACAGAGAGUAUGAGUGUUUACCUACGAGUACUUCCAAGGCUUGUGCUGUGGAUGAUGCCUCCAAAUGAUCUUUCAAUUGAAAACAAGGAAUCGAUAAGCCUUUCAUGCAUUGUUACCAAUCCUGAAUCCUUAUUUAAUUUGUCUGGCGGUGGUUUAUUUUGGCAGAAAGACAGCAAGAAAAUAUCACCAGAUUCUGGAUUCAAUAUAACUACAACAGACACAUCCACAACUUUAAUGAAGUCAUCAGCAGAAAUCGACGAUUCCGGAACUUACUCAUGUUCUCACUCUGCUUAUCCGGAACAAAUUUCUGUCUCCAUUUAUAUAAAUAUCACGGAACCAAUUCAGCCAACGGUUUUGCUGGAGAUGAUACCCCAAGGUGACUUUUCACUUAAAUGCAAGGAAGACAUCAACCUACGAUGUACCGUCAAAAAUUCCGAGUUUCUGAUGAAUUUAAUCGGGGGAAGUUUUAUUUGGCAGAAGAAUGGAAAGAAAAUUCUAUCUGCUUCUGGAUACAAUGUGACCUCAGGAAAGAUGUUCACAACUCUGAGGAAGCCCUCAGCGGUGCUGGACGAUUCCGGAACUUACACAUGCUCACACACAGCUUCUCCAGGACCAGUGCAGGUGUCCGUUUAUAUUAAUGUCACCAACUCUAGAUGGAUGAAAGAUGCUAUCUCCAACUAUCUUAAAGAUAAAAUCAAGUUAGACAGAGAAAUAAGAGAAAAGGCAGAGGAAGGAAAACUAGAUAUAGAGAAAAGAAAGCAGAAAAUGGAAAUGGAAAUGUUCAAAAUAGAAAAGGAGGAAAGCACUGAAUUGCUAAAACUGCUGACACUGUUAACCAAAGUCCAAAAAGACAAUUGA